AUGAAGGGCAGGCCGCCGCUCAUGCCCCCAUCCAUCUCGCCGCUCGCAGUGCCGACGCGUCGUGCCGUCGCAGGGAGGAGCGUGGUUUGUGGCCGGCAGAUGCAGAGCAGUCCGCAGCUCGCACUGCCGCCGCGCCAUGCUUCGUCAUCGUCGGAAGGUCGCGAGGAGGCAAGGUCUGGAGGAAGCGGUCAUGCGGCGGCUGCUGCGCUGGAGACGGUGGCGUGGAGAAGGGUCAGGAAGCCGGCGCCGCAAAUAUGGGAGGAGGGGAACGAGUGGGAAGGGGAAGGGGAGGGUCGUGAGUCGAUUUCUUCUGGGUUGACCACGCCCAAACUGUCCCCAUGGCUGAGCAGCAACAGGGGCUGCUUUGGCGACGGCGCAAGUAAUGGAACAAUCUUACAUUCUACAGAGGAAGGGACCAGCUCGUACCUGGCCGCCCGGUCGCUACGGAACCGUGAUGGAGCAGGCGAGGCCGAGAAGGACGAACUGACGCGAGAUCUCGGCGUCAACGCGCUGCUGGUACUGUCGCGGCGGGUGGACGCGGCUACUUAUGUUAGCUGCUGUUUGGUUACAAUCCUGCAAGAGCGUUGCACCAACCGCGCGGCGCUCGCGGCAAGAAGGAACAAGAUGGCCAAGUUGAACAAGGAGCGGCGGCCGCCGGUGCUUCUCGCCGUGGCCGUCGCCGCCGCCGCCCUGCUCCUCUGCUCGUGCCCCGCCGUCGUCUCAGCCCGGAAGGUUGGCGAGACGUGCGCGCUGGGUCGGAACUGCGACGCCGGGCUGCACUGCGAGACGUGCGCGGCGGACGGCGGCGUGCGGCCGCGCUGCACCCGGGUGACCCCCGUGGACCCGCAGAGCAAGGCGGCGGACCUGCCCUUCAACCGCUACUCGUGGCUCACCACCCACAACUCCUUCGCCCGCCUCGGCGCCCGCUCACAGACCGGCACCGCCAUCGCCACGGCGUGGAACCAGCAGGACACCGUCACCCAGCAGCUCAACAACGGCGUGAGAGGGCUGAUGCUGGACAUGUACGACUUCCGCAACGACAUAUGGCUCUGCCACUCCUACGGCGGCGCCUGCCAAAACUUCACCGCCUUCACGCCGGCGGUGAACGUGCUCCGGGAGAUCGAGGUGUUCCUGGCGAGGAACCCGUCGGAGGUGAUCACGAUCUUCAUCGAGGACUACGUGGAGUCGCCGAUGGGUCUCACCCGCGUCUUCAACGCCUCCGGCCUGACGCGGUACCUGUUCCCAGCGUGGCGUAUGCCCAAGAACGGCGGUGACUGGCCGCUGCUCAGCAACAUGGUCCGCGACAACCACCGCCUCCUCGCCUUCACCUCCAAGGCCGGCAAGGAGGCCGCCGAGGGGUUCCCCCACGAGUGGGGCUACGUCGUCGAGAACCAGUACGGGACGAAAGGGAUGGUGAACGGGGUUUGCCCGAACCGGGCCGAGUCCGCCGCCAUGAACGACCUCUCGAGGUCCCUGGUGUUGGUGAACUACUUCAGGGACCUCCCCAACUUCCCGGAGGCGUGCAAGGACAACUCCCAGCAGCUGCUGGGCAUGCUAGACACCUGCCACGCCGCCUCUGGGAACAGAUGGCCUAACUUCAUCGCCGUCGACUUCUACAAGAGAAGCGACAGAGGCGGCGCGGCGGAAGCCACGGACAAAGCCAACGGCGGGCUGGUCUGUGGAUGCGGAAGCAUAGCUGCCUGCAAUAGCAAUGGUACGUGCUCGCCGCGCAACCACGGAGCCACGCCGAAAGGCAUUUUCAAUGCAACCUCAGACGCUGCUGUGCAGCGGCCACCGGCAACAUUGCAGUGGCAGCUGCUCACGCUGCCGUUCACUGUCAUUGCGCUAUUAUUAUGCUUGUAG
Lolium rigidum is the source of this 1863-nucleotide messenger RNA. RefSeq names its product PI-PLC X domain-containing protein At5g67130-like. Gene Ontology annotation, biological process: lipid metabolic process. The record is from RefSeq and is a predicted model, not a curated record. Gene Ontology annotation, molecular function: phosphoric diester hydrolase activity. Lineage: Eukaryota; Viridiplantae; Streptophyta; Magnoliopsida; Poales; Poaceae. The transcript is spliced from 10 exons. Bases 1 to 1863 code for a protein of 620 amino acids.